Molecule: messenger RNA, 974 nt
Organism: Rhizopus microsporus ATCC 52813
Lineage: Eukaryota; Fungi; Mucoromycota; Mucoromycetes; Mucorales; Rhizopodaceae
Exons: 2
Coding region: 305-865 (186 amino acids)
Biological process (GO): regulation of DNA-templated transcription
Molecular function (GO): zinc ion binding; sequence-specific DNA binding
Source: RefSeq, a predicted model, not a curated record
AAGUGAGAUAUGAAAAGAUGAUGGAACUGAUGAAGAUGCAUUAUCAACAAGUCAAUGCACAGAAAUCUGUUACUGUUUCAAAUGAAGAAGCACAGCCAUCUACUUCAAUAGAAAAAAAUUAUUGGGCAAGCGAUGACGAUGAUGAAGAAGGUGAAGAGGAAGAGGAAGAAGAAGAAGAAGAAGAGGGGGAAGAAGAAGAAGAAGAAGAAGAAGAAGAAAGUAAAUAGUUACAGAAUCUAAUAGGACAACGUAUUGAUAUUAUCUACUAGAAUCGCAUAUAGAUGAAACCUCUUUUACAUCCACAAUGGACAUAGAUCCACCACCGAUAGCAAAUAGCAAUAAUAGCAAACUAAAUAAGCAAUGUUCAUACUGUGGCUCAAAGAGUACACCCAUGUGGCGACGAGGUCCAGAGGGUGCGGGUACACUCUGUAAUGCCUGUGGUGUAAAAUGGAAACAUGGCAAAAUACUUUGUGGGACAGAGUAUUUCCCACCACCUUCGAGCAGUAAUAGCUAUAAAAAGAGAACAAGCACAGAAAAAAAGAAGAGAAAGUAUAAAAAGAGAGUAAAAAAGGAAGAACCUAAACAUGAAGAGACAAUGAAAUCGAAUCAUAAAAGGGCAGCAGCCACAGCAGCCACAGCAGCUAUUGCAGCAGGAAAUAGAUAUUGUUAUGAUCUUGAUGUAUUACUGGAUGGUGAAGAACAACAACAAGAAAAGGAUUUACCCAUGACUGAGUCUGUAAAGAAUCAUCGACGUAGACAUACAACUGAUAUUUCAAUGAUUCAAAAGUUUGGAUUAAAUUCUUUUGAUACAGGUGUAGACGUAGUUGAAGCGGCAGCAGUUUUAACCUUAUUAAAAAGAAGUUAGAUUCCCUUCUUCUUCUCCCUUGUAAAUAAAGGCAUUUAAUGGAUAUUAUUUUUUAUUGUCAUAAUUAUUUCAUUCUUUUCACUUUAUGCUCUUAAAGACAAGUGAAAUA